Meloidogyne enterolobii is the source of this 636-nucleotide messenger RNA. NCBI's taxonomy places the organism in Eukaryota, Metazoa, Nematoda, Chromadorea, Rhabditida, Meloidogynidae. The record is from the annotation of a GenBank genome assembly.
AUGAAUGCAUUUAUGGUAUGGUCACGUGAUGAACGUUUAAAAAUUUGUAGUGUUCAACCAGACAAACAUAAUGCUGAAAUUAGUAAAGAGUUGGGCUUUCGCUGGAAAAGUAUGACUAAAGAAGACAAGAGGCCAUAUGAAAUAAAAGCUGAAGAAUUGAGACAGUUACAUUGUUUGGAAUAUCCAGACUAUAAAUAUAGACCUAGAAAGAAGAUUAAAAAACAAGACAGCCAAAAGCCUCAAUUAACUAUACAAAAAGAUAGGGAAAGACUACCUUUGAAUAGAAGCGCCAAUGGAAUAAAUAUGAGAAGCAAUAACAACAACACUAACAACAACACCCCCAAUAAUUACCAGUCCUUUCUAAAUUAUGGCGCCCCUAUAGAAAAUAGAGGACAACAACAAUUUGAACAUUUAGACACCAAACAACAAUAUUUCCACCAAACACAACAAACAUUAUUUGAAGAAACACAACAAUUAAUGCAAGAAACAUCUCCACAUUUCCAACAAACUUCUUUAUUAAAUUCUUCUUUAAAUUCUCCCCAACAAACUAUCCAAACACAACAAUUCUUUACAGGGUUUCCUGAUACUGGUAUGUUUGGGCGCGAAAGUUGUUGGGCGCAAACGUUUGUAAAAUAG